AUGGUUUCGACAAAAACUUGCACAGCAUCCGUGUUGGCUCUCACGCUCGUUGCAUGCGUCGACGCAAGCCUGCACAGACGAGACGGAUCGACAAUCACGGUCCAAACCACCCAGUUCAACCCUGCGAUCCAGAACCAAGGCGGAACCACCAACGCUGCGGGAACGUUCAACGUCUCUCCGCUGGCCACUUCAACGUCGUAUCAGUUCCAAACGCUGCAGCAGACGUCGACCUUUCAACUGGGUCCGGUCAACAUUCAAGCUGCCAACCCGGCAAAUGCUGGUUCGGGCGGAACCAUUGACUCUGGCUCUGGAUCUGGAUCUGGAUCUGGAUCCAGUGCAAACGGGGACGUUGGUGGUGGAACCAUUGUUGUUACGGCAACGGCACCGACGAGCACGGUGAACCAGAUUUCGAGUGCAGCAGCGGGUACGAGUUCGACAGGCGUCGCCACGGCGAGUAACGGAUUGCCCAGCUUGGCGCUCGGUGCUUCGAGUAGUGGUGGCAUGCGCGCACGCGCAAUGGUCAACGAAAAAGGCGUUUGGAGCGCAUCACUCGCCAUGCUCGUCACGGCGAUGUGCGCAGCGUUUGUGGUCGUCUAG
Molecule: messenger RNA, 597 nt
Organism: Mycosarcoma maydis (corn smut)
Lineage: Eukaryota; Fungi; Basidiomycota; Ustilaginomycetes; Ustilaginales
Exons: 1
Coding region: 1-597 (198 amino acids)
Source: RefSeq, a predicted model, not a curated record